Molecule: messenger RNA, 1997 nt
Organism: Phycomyces blakesleeanus NRRL 1555(-)
Lineage: Eukaryota; Fungi; Mucoromycota; Mucoromycetes; Mucorales; Phycomycetaceae
Gene: YPK1
Product: serine/threonine protein kinase AGC family
Exons: 7
Coding region: 28-1668 (546 amino acids)
Biological process (GO): protein phosphorylation
Molecular function (GO): protein serine/threonine kinase activity; ATP binding
Source: RefSeq, a predicted model, not a curated record
CAACUUUCUCAUCUCUUCUGGCAAACCAUGAACUCUUGGAAAUUGCCAGGCGUUAAAAAAAACAAAGAAUCGGCUACUCCACAGCCACCUGUUCGACCUCCACCAUCUCAUGCUCCAGCUGCUUCUUCUGUGUCAUCACAGCCAGCUGAGCCAAAGUCAGGUGUUUUGCUGAUUCGUGUGUGCGAGGCCCAAGGCAUCUCUCUUCCAUCUGGUGUCCAAUUGCCUCCAAUCCCUCAUCAACCCCAGACCUCUCGUAACCGUGAUUCAUUGUCCCGCAGACAGAACUGGUGGUUGCCUUAUGUUGUACUUGAGUUUGAUAAGAACGAAGUAUUGAUCGAUGCUCUUGGAGGAGAUACCGCUCAUCCAGUUUACCAGUACCGUGCUCAUUUUGAUGUAUCUCGUAGCUCAGAAGUUUCGAUUUCAAUUUAUUUGAGACACCCUCCCACUGCUCAAGGAGUCUCUACUCACCCGACAAACGACUAUUUCCUCGGUGCGGUCAAGAUGACACCAAACUUCAAUUCUACAAAGUUUGAUGAUCAGGUUUUGACUAUUGUCGGUGGUACUGGUGCAAUGCAUGUUCAACUAUGCUACACUCCUCAACAGCAAAAUCAACCGAUUGCAUUUGAUGCCUUUGAUCUUUUGCGUGUGAUUGGAAGAGGAAGUUUUGGAAAGGUUUAUGUGGUGAGAAAAAAGGACACAAACCGUAUCUAUGCCAUGAAGGUUUUGCGUAAAUCCAGAAUUAUCUCUAGAUCUGAAGUGACCCACACAAUGGCAGAAAAGACCGUGCUUGCCAAGAUCAGAAAUCCGUUUAUUGUGCCUUUAAAGUUUGCUUUCCAGAGCCCUGAUAAACUUUAUCUUGUGCUGGCAUUUAUCAAUGGCGGAGAGUUAUUCCACCACCUUCAGGUAGAAGGCAAAUUUGAUGAAGAACGUUCUCGAUUCUACACUGCAGAGUUGCUAUGUGCACUCGAAUGUUUGCACGACUAUAAUGUGAUUUAUCGUGAUCUGAAGCCCGAGAAUAUCCUGAUUGAUUACAACGGUCAUAUUGCCUUGUGUGAUUUUGGCUUGUGUAAGUUGAACAUGAAGGAGAAUGACCGGACCAACACGUUUUGCGGAACACCCGAAUACCUUGCACCAGAGCUAUUGUUGGGACAGGGCUACACAAAGACCGUUGACUGGUGGACCCUGGGUGUGCUUUUGUACGAGAUGAUGACAGGUCUGCCGCCAUUCUAUGAUGAGAACACAAAUGAGAUGUAUCGCAAGAUUCUUCAAGAUGAGCUUCGAUUCCCGGAUGAGAUGUCUGAAGACUCCAAGGGAUUGUUGCGAGGUCUUCUUACUCGGGAUCCUAAUGAACGUCUUGGUAACAAUGGACCUGAAGAUAUCAAGAAUCACCCCUUCUUUGCUCGAAUUGACUGGCAAAAGUUGAUGCAGAAAAAGGUGCAGCCUCCCUUUAAGCCUUCGGUUGAUGGAUCAAACGAUACUUCAAACUUUGACGAAGAGUUUACUUCAGAGGCACCACAGGAGUCUGUGGUAGAUGAGUCUCAGAUUUCCAAGACAAUGCAGGAGCAGUUUGCAGGGUUCACCUAUAAUCCUGCCAACGAUGGUGUGAUGAGUGAGAGCUACACACAAGCUGCCGGCAGUCAUCACCAUGCGAGUGGUCCAAGAUGGUAGUCUUUAUUUUAUUCUUUAUCAUAUUUUAUCAUAUUUUAUUUUAUUUUAUUAUUACUUCUUGUCUUUCUUUCUCUCUCUCUCUCUCGUAUCGUAUCCGUAUCGUAUCGUAUUUUUUUCUUCUUCUAUUCUCCUUUCCCUUUCACACGCACACGCACACGCAUACGCACGCACGCACGCACAAACACACACAAACACCCUCUCUCUCUCUUUCUCUUUAGUUCUCUAUAUAUAUUUUUGUACACAAAUGAAACCAAAGCAUAUAUAUACAAAACAUGAUCUGCUCUUUCAAUCAAUCAAUCAAUCAAUCAAUCAAUCAAUCGAUCGAUCUU